Messenger RNA from Malassezia pachydermatis, 2217 nucleotides. Its product is annotated as mdm31-mitochondrial inner membrane protein required for mitochondrial morphology and inheritance. Bases 1 to 2217 code for a protein of 738 amino acids. Gene Ontology annotation, cellular component: mitochondrial inner membrane. Gene Ontology annotation, biological process: mitochondrion inheritance. The record is from RefSeq and is a predicted model, not a curated record. The transcript has a single exon. Lineage: Eukaryota; Fungi; Basidiomycota; Malasseziomycetes; Malasseziales; Malasseziaceae.
AUGCUAUUUCCUCAACGCCACAGGUGGCAACGUCCGUCUCUUUUCCACACAUCUGCUCGUGCUGGUAACGAACAGGCCCCCAAAUCCACCGAUCCUGCGAACAAAGAUGCCGAACAGAAGAAAGAAGGGAAAGGCGAUCCUCAACAGGAGAUGCCACCCGCCAGCCAGCUAUCGUCGAAGCGCUCCAACACGAUGGAGCUGGUGGACCUGUCCUUACGCCCCUUCCAAAACUACCCUCGUUCGCUACGUGAUCUAGCCUUAAAAGCACGCAGCUUUUCGGAAAAGAACAAGGAGGGACACCCAAAGUCCAGCAAUACCAAGAUUUUGCCAGAACGACCCACGAAGGAGGAGCUUUUGCAGAUCGCGCGUGGGUUCUGGACGCGCAUGCGCAUCCGCUUUAAGUGGUUCACCAUCCGUGGUUUUCGGCGCUUUAAUGUGGAUGAUAUCAGUGCCUUUUUUACGCUUGGUGGUCUAGGCACGGCAAUUUGGAUUAUUGUAGGUACGACUACGUUCGUAUCUGUUAUUUUCGCAGCGUUGAGUGUGUUUAAUCUGCAAGGCUGGAUCGCUAUGCAGCUAGCCAAAUUUUUAUCAGCACAGACAGGCUUCACCAUUGCGUUUGGGAGCGCCAUUGUACCCAAGUGGAAAGAAGGCUUGAUUAGUUUCAAGGAUGUGGUCAUCACCCGACGUGCAGAGCCGAUGGACCCUGAGACACUGCGCAAAGAACGUCAAGAGCGUGGUGAAGAUGAGAUGGGGAACGACCUUCAUGUUUUUGAACUCGGUCUUAGUGAUGAGCCCACCAUUCCUGCGUUUGAUACAGGUGAUGAGCUUGUGCGGCCGAUUGGCCAACCUGAGCCGCCGGCCCUGAAGAGACGCAAAGAUACCAAUUUCUCCAUGUUUGAGCUGCGUGUGGACUCGAUUGAUGUUCAGCUGAGCUUGUCACGCUGGUUUGACGGUCGUGGGAUUCUCCACAAGAUGGAUAUUCGCGGUAUUCGUGGCAUUGUGGAUCGUCGCCACGUGUUUUGGGACCCCGAUGUGCCAUGGGAUCCUAAGAAGGCGCGCCGUAAAGCGAAGCCCAAUGACUUUGAUUUGGACCAGUUCACGAUCGAAGAUUUCCUGGUGACUGUGUACCAGCCAGGCAACUUUAGGCCGUUUAAUUUGAGUAUCUUCAAUGCGCGCAUCCCUCGUCUUCGUACGCAGUGGCUGUUCUAUGAUUUACUCAAUGCCGACUCCAUUACGGGCCAAAUUGAUGGCUGCUUGUUCAGCCUGCACAAGCCGCAAAGUGUUCACCAUACGACACGAAGUAUGUACAGUCACCGCGGCAAGGAAAAUGCCCCGUACUUCCAAAACUGGUCGCGAUUGCGUGUCGAUGGUGUCAACAUUGACCACAUCCAAAAGAUGGCGGGCUUGAGUGGACCGCUGAUGUGGAUCUAUGCAGGCCGUUUCGAUAUGGUCGCUGACAUCAAAUUCCCUCGGCAAUAUGGUGAGGGGGUCGAUUUGAGCACGGUGCUGUCAGAGAUUAUUGAGAAUCUCAAUAUGACAUUCUCGCCGGACCGACCAUGGUCACAAGACGAUCUUGAUGUAUUGAUUCCCGGCCAGCCUGAGCUAAGUGGCCCAGCUCUCUCAGCGCCUAUUGCGGCGGUGGGUCCUGUGGCAGAGCGUGUACGGAAACAGCGUGCCGAGCAUGACGAGGCGGAGAGAUACAAGCGCCGCCGCCCCCGCUUCCUACCUUCUACGGCGGAAAAUCGUGCAGACACAGAGCGAGAGAAUAUGACUUUAUCAGAUCCGGCGGAUUCAUCGUCCAACAGUGUCCCACCGUCUGUGGUCAUCGAGCUGGAUGUGCGUAUGAAAGAUAUCAAAGCGUCUAUGCCGAUCUUUACGCGGGCCUUGAGCUACUCGACGUAUACGUUGGCUCGACCUAUUGUAGCAUUCAUGAAUGCCAACAAGACGCUGAUUCCCGUGCACUGCCGCGUCGUUAUGGAUCUUAGCGAAUUUGAUGGCUCCCUUGAUCUCUCUCAAACAGGCCUUCCGCCUCUGGUCUCCCAAAAGAUUUGGGAGGCGUUAGCGAAUCAUGUGGCGUCGCAACAAGCCAACAAUCAGCGUGUGCGCAAUGUAAGUCUUUGGACGUUGGAUAUCAUGUCCCAAGGGCUGCUUCGCGUAGCACGUCAAUUGCGCGACAUCUUGGUGAGAUCCAUUUCCCCUGAGGUGCCGCCUACGUAG